Molecule: messenger RNA, 1065 nt
Organism: Caenorhabditis remanei
Lineage: Eukaryota; Metazoa; Nematoda; Chromadorea; Rhabditida; Rhabditidae
Exons: 5
Coding region: 1-1065 (354 amino acids)
Source: RefSeq, a predicted model, not a curated record
AUGUCAGGCGAACAAAUAGUGUCCGAUAUCAUCACUAUUAUCAAUGAUGGCUUAAACAUUGGAAGUUUUAAAUUUGCGGACAUUGCUGAUAAGCUUCUCCUUAUCGCUGGAUGCGGGGCAUUUCUGAAAGACAUGAUUGGAAUUCUCCAUCCAGACCGCCCGGAUCCAGUUAUGCUCAUGUUAUUCGAAUUGGAUCGGAAAAUCAAUCAACUCUCGGAUAAGAUGUCCUGGGAGUUUGAUAGUUUGAAAGCGUUCAUUGUGGAGAACGAGUUUUAUGCGGACCUCGCUCAAACUGCUUCCACUUUGAUGAAGUUCAUGCAGGACACUAUCAAUAAUCCUUGCGAUGAUAGUUAUGGGAUUUUUAGAGAUAUCUCUCAGAGAACGCCACCGCUACAGUACGCUUAUCUCUUCUUGGAAACCUACAUCAAUGGAAUGUUCUGGAACAAGAACAUGUAUGGUCCAAACCAGUUGAAAUCUCGAAUCGAGGCAUUGAACAAAAACAUGGACCAAUGGAGAGAAGACUACAAGAAUUCUUAUUGGGGAGAUAUCGUGGAGCGUCUGGUUUAUGACACCCAAGAUAACAAUACCCAUGUGGGGAAUGAGGAGAAGGCGCAGAUUCUUCAGAAUUCUCUGGGUGCUGUGUUGACUGAUGACUCAUUCUACGUGAUGGUCUACAAUGAAUGUGUUGGAUAUGAGAGUCACGCAUUCUAUGGAGUAUCCGAUCAAUACUUUGUGUCAUUUCGUCGUGGAUCUUGCAAUGUGGCAAUCUACCGUAGUCUAUCGUACAAUAGAGCCGGGGAAGCGGCUCAGAAGCAGAUUGAGUUCGAUGUGGAGUCAUGUAAAUAUAAUACGAUUGUGGGCGUUCAAAGCAACAAAGAAGUGACAAAAUGGCUGAUGAAUAAUCGUAUUGGAAACUGUAGAUUUGUUGCGAUGAUUGAUGCAGACUUGAAUGUGAAGAUUCGAGGAGUCAAUACUCCUGGACAUGAGUGGGGACCAGGGUGGUGGAUUACUGUACAGCCAAUGGUUCGAGCGGUUAAUUAUCGUUUGAUUGCUGGAUUUAAUUGA